CUCCCCCUCUCUUCUUCCUCGAAUCCUCCUCCAGCUGCUGCUGCUGCUGCUGCUGCUGCUUCUUGCUUCGUUGCUUGCGGCCGGAGCAAGAGGCGGCCAUGGCCACCACCACCGCCGACGCCGACGCCGCUCCGGUAGCGGCGCCCGUGGUCGAGGAGAAGCCUGCGGCGGCGCCUGACGGAGAUGAGGUCGCGGCUGCUGCGGCGGCGGCGGCGGUGGAGCAGCCCAAGGUAGUCGAGCCGGCGGCGGCGGCGGCGGCGGAGGAUGAGGAGGAGGAGGAGGAGGUGGGAUUGGAGGGGAAAGGUGCCGGCUUGGGUGAUGAGGAGAUGAAGAACGGCGAGGUGGAGGCGGCCGGAGGCGGCGAGGUGGACGUGCCGGAGGGGGACGGGGAAGGCGGGAGCUUGGUGGUGGCGGCGGAGGCCAAGGACGAGGGAGGAGGCGUGGAAUUCGCCGGGGGUGAUGGGAAAGCUUCCUACCUUGCUGCGGCCGGGGAGGCCAGCAACGGCGAAUUGGGCGAGGGGGAUGCUUAUCCGGCUUCCUCCGAUGCACCGGUAGGUGAGGAGAAGGGCGAAUUGCGCGAGGAGCCGGAGGAGAAGGCUGCGGCUUCGGAGGUGAAUGGCGCAGGUUCCGCUGCCGAAUUGGCCGACGAGGAGGAGAAGCCAGAGGACAAGAAGGGGGAGGAAUUGCCUACUGGGGGUGGAGAUGAUGCUGAAUUGGGAAGGGAGAAGGAGGUUGCUGUUUCUGCCGGGGCCAUGGAGGCGGCGCAGCCGGAGGAUAAGGUAGCUUCUGAGGCUGAAGCUAACGGUGAUUUGGGUGACAAGGCGGAGGAAGCGAGUGCUGCGACGGCCGUGGCAGAGCGCGACGCCGCAGAAGAGGAGGCAAAGCCUGAGCCAGUAACCGACGCAAGUCCUGUGGUUAUUGAUGAGAUUAGCUCGGAGAAGAUUGCUCCCGUGAGUGCCGACAAUGCGCUUGAAGAGACUGCUGAGAAGGAGCAAACUAUUGAAAACCAGGCUGGUGAAUCCGUGGAGACUGUUGGUGUUGAGAAGCCUACAGAGGUUGAGAAUAAUGCUGCUGGUGGUGCUAGUUCUAUCUUGUCUCGAGAAUUAGCUGCAGAACAAACCAGUGACAAUAAUGUUGGUGAUGAGGAUGAUGGUGUUGCAGAGGUUGUUGACCUUGCUGCCGAUGAUGAGAUAGUUUUAGCUGCAGAUGGUGAUGAAGAUGAUGGUGCCAACGAGGCUGACGAUGAUGAAGAUGGAGUGAGCUCUGACAGGGGCCCUGCACGAGUAGCAAUUAUAGAGAGUUCGGAAGCUGCGAAGCAAAUCAUGAAGGAGCUCGGGGAAGGCUCUGCUAGUGAUAGUCCUGUGUCUGGCUUGGGCAGCUCAAGAGAGUACACCAACAGCAUGGAUGGGCAGAUUGCCCUUGAUGAUUCCGAUGAGGAUGAGGAUGACGACGAUAAUGAGGAUGAUGAUGAGAAGGGGUUUGAUUCUGCUGCCUUGGCUGCCCUGCUGAAAGCAGCAACUGGUGCAUCCCCAGAUGGGAAUGUCACGGUUUCUUCCCAAGAUGGUUCUAGAAUCUUCUCCAUGGACCGGCCAGCCGGCCUGGGCUCAUCAGCCCCAUCUCUCAGGCCAACUGCCCCACGCCCACCAGCACGGUCAAACCUUUUCAGCCCCUCUGAGCUAGCAGUGACUGCUGAACCUACUGAGGAGAUGACAGAGGAAGAGAAGAAGCUGCAUGAAAAGGUUGAGUUGAUCCGAGUAAAAUUUCUGCGCCUUGUCUACAGAUUGGGGGCUACUCCUGAAGAAACAGUGGCAGCACAAGUGUUGUACCGUCUGAGCCUUGCGGAGGGUAUUCGACAUGGAAGGCAGACAAACCGAGCUUUCAGCCUUGACAAUGCACGGAGGAAGGCCUUGCUGCUUGAAGCGGAGGGAAAAGAGGAGUUGAAUUUCUCAUGCAACAUACUUGUGUUGGGUAAGACAGGGGUUGGCAAAAGUGCAACUAUAAAUUCUAUUUUUGGUGAAGAGAAGUCCAAGACUGAUGCUUUCAGUUCAGCCACCAACAAUGUGCGGGAGAUUAUUGGCAAUGUUGAUGGUGUCCAAAUACGGAUUAUUGAUACUCCAGGCCUUCGACCUAAUGUGAUGGACCAAGGAUCCAAUAGGAAAAUUCUUGCUUCUGUGAAAAAAUAUACCAAGAGGUGUCCCCCAGAUAUCGUCCUGUAUGUGGAUCGCCUGGAUAGUCUGAGCCGUGAUCUGAAUGAUUUGCCUCUUCUGAAGACCAUUACUUCUGUUCUGGGCUCAUCUAUAUGGUUCAACGCCAUUGUUGCACUCACUCAUGCUGCCUCUGCCCCUCCUGAAGGCCUAAAUGGGGCCCCUAUGACAUAUGAGGUGCUAAUGGCUCAGAGGUCUCACAUUAUCCAGCAAUCCAUUAGGCAAGCUGCAGGGGAUAUGCGCUUGAUGAAUCCAGUGGCUCUUGUUGAGAACCAUCCUUCUUGCAGAAGAAACCGAGAGGGUCAGAAAGUACUUCCAAAUGGCCAGAGCUGGAGGCAUCAGAUGCUGCUUUUGUGCUACUCUUCAAAGAUAUUAUCUGAAGCAAACUCACUUUUGAAGCUUCAGGAUCCAAAUCCUGGAAAGCUUUUUGGGUUCCGUUUCCGGUCUCCACCUCUUCCCUUCCUUCUCUCCUCCCUGUUGCAGUCAAGAGCUCACCCAAAGCUUUCGCCAGAUCAGGGGGGCAAUGAUGGAGAUUCUGACAUUGAUUUGGAUGACUACUCUGAUAUAGAGCAGGAUGAAGAUGAAGAGGAAUAUGACCAGCUUCCUCCCUUCAAGCCAUUGACCAAAUCUCAGCUUGCAAGGCUGACAAAGGAGCAGAAGAAUGCUUAUUUUGAUGAGUACGACUACAGGGUCAAGCUUCUCCAGAAGAAACAAUGGAAGGAUGAGAUCCGCAGGUUAAAGGAGAUGAAGAAGAGAGGUAAAACUGAUAUGGAUGCUUAUGGGUAUGCUGGCAUCGCAGGAGAAAAUGAUCAGGAUCCCCCUCCAGAGAACGUAUCAGUUCCCUUACCUGAUAUGGUGCUGCCCCCCUCAUUUGACUGUGACAAUCCCACGUACCGGUACCGCUUUCUGGAGCCAACUUCAACUGUUCUUGCAAGGCCUGUUUUAGACGCGCAUGGGUGGGAUCAUGACUGUGGUUAUGAUGGAGUAAGUGUUGAAGAGACGCUCGCUCUCCUUAGCAAGUUCCCAGCUAAUGUGGCAGUUCAGGUCACCAAGGACAAAAAGGAAUUCAGCAUCCAUUUGGACUCUUCCAUCUCAGCAAAGCUUGGGGAGGAGGCGUCGUCACUUGCUGGUUUUGAUAUCCAGACUGUCGGGCGGCAGCUCGCAUAUAUUCUCCGUGGCGAAGCCAAGUUCAAGAACAUCAAGAAGAACAAGACUACUGGAGGAUUUUCAGUGACUUUCCUGGGCGACAUUGUCGCGACUGGGUUGAAGGUCGAGGACCAGAUCUCUCUUGGGAAGAGGGUGGCAUUGGUGGCGAGCACAGGUGCAAUGCGAGCGCAGGGCGACACCGCGUAUGGAGCUAACUUGGAGGCGCGCCUGAAAGACAAAGACUAUCCGGUUGGCCAGUCCCUCUCAACCUUGGGUCUCUCUUUGAUGAAGUGGCGCCGAGACCUUGCUCUCGGCGCAAAUCUGCAGUCCCAGUUCGCGAUCGGAAGGGGCUCGAAGAUGGCGGUUCGUCUCGGGUUGAACAACAAGCUGAGUGGGCAGAUCACCGUCAGGACAAGCACCUCGGAGCAGGUCCAGAUCGCACUGCUGGGUCUUGUCCCAGUUGCAGCCUCCAUUUACAGGAGCUUCAGGCCCAGUGAGCCCUCCUUCGCUUAUUAGCUUCGCCAGCAGAGACCAUGUCGUCAGCGUCCCCUUUUGUCUUGGCAAUUUUCCUACUUAUAUGAACCAUAUUCUCUAUCUGUUUUGAUUUUACCCGUGUACUCGAAGAUCGUUCCUAUCAUAAUUUUGGCUGAAGAGGGUUGUGAGAUUUAUGUGGAACUUCAACUGAAUAAUGUUGUUAGAUCUAUAAUCCAUCCGUUUAUCUAUUAUAGUAUCA
Oryza brachyantha (malo sina) is the source of this 4083-nucleotide messenger RNA. RefSeq names its product translocase of chloroplast 101, chloroplastic. Gene Ontology annotation, molecular function: GTP binding; GTPase activity. Gene Ontology annotation, biological process: protein targeting to chloroplast. Gene Ontology annotation, cellular component: chloroplast outer membrane. The record is from RefSeq and is a predicted model, not a curated record. The transcript has 2 exons. Lineage: Eukaryota; Viridiplantae; Streptophyta; Magnoliopsida; Poales; Poaceae. The coding region runs from base 99 to 3866 and encodes 1255 amino acids.